Polychytrium aggregatum is the source of this 2582-nucleotide messenger RNA. RefSeq lists its product as uncharacterized. Lineage: Eukaryota; Fungi; Chytridiomycota; Chytridiomycetes; Polychytriales. The transcript is spliced from 10 exons. Gene Ontology annotation, molecular function: L-glutamine:D-fructose-6-phosphate transaminase (isomerizing) activity; carbohydrate derivative binding. Bases 128 to 2170 code for a protein of 680 amino acids. Gene Ontology annotation, biological process: UDP-N-acetylglucosamine metabolic process; protein N-linked glycosylation; fructose 6-phosphate metabolic process. The record is from RefSeq and is a predicted model, not a curated record.
AACCGUCCUCGCUCCGCUCCUCUGGCUCUCUUCCCUCCCAUCACGUCGCCCGCCUCGUCUCCGUUCCGUCCACGGCCACUCAGGCAUCGCUCUCUGCCCCUCCUCGUCUCCACUUCUGUAGCCAGCCAUGUGCGGUAUCUUUGCCUAUAUCAACUUCCUGGUCGAGAGGGAUCGCAAGUACAUUCUCAACAACCUCCUCGUGGGCUUGUCGCGAUUGGAGUAUCGCGGAUACGACUCUGCCGGACUCUGUAUCGACGGCAAGAAUGAUCAGGAGAUCCUCAUCUACAAGCAGGUCGGCAAGGUCCUGGCCCUCCGCCAAAAGAUCGAGGAGGACAAGGAUCUUGAUCUCAACAAGACCUUCCUUUCCCACAGCGGCAUGGCCCACACCCGCUGGGCAACCCAUGGUGUGCCUUCCGAGCGAAACUCCCACCCGCACCGCUCGGAUCCCUCCAACGAGUUCCUCGUCGUCCACAACGGCAUCAUCACCAACUACAAGGAGCUCCGUGCCAUCCUGGAAAAGUAUGGCUUUGUCUUUGAGUCCGACACCGACACCGAGGCCGUCGCAAAGCUGGCCAAAUACAUUUAUGACAGCCAGAAGAAGGCCGGCAAUCCCCUGUCGUUCACGGCGUUGGUCAAGGCAGUGUGCAAGGAGCUGGAUGGUGCCUUUGCCCUCAUCUUCAAGAGCGUCCACUAUCCCGACGAGAUGGUCGCGGCCCGCCGAGGCUCGCCUCUGCUGAUCGGCGUCAGGACCGAUAAAAAGAUGAAGGUGGACUUUGUCGAUGUCGAAGAAGUCGUCCUUGGUGAAGACCAGGUCGGCAACCAGCAAAACUACCGAAGAGUGCAGUCCCGCAGCUUCUUUGGAGAGGACACCACUCCGCAGCCCAUCGAGUACAUCCUUGCCUCGGAUGCCUCGGCCAUUAUCGAGCACACCAAGAAGGUCCUGUACCUCGAGGAUGACGAUGUCGCCCACAUCUCCGCUGGCGACCUCCACAUCCACCGUCUCCGCAGGGAUGACAACAUGUCGUCGAUCCGCACCAUCCAGACCCUUGUCCAGGAGCUUGCCCAGAUCCAGAAGGGCAACUAUGCCCACUUCAUGGCCAAGGAGAUUCACGAGCAGCCCGAGUCGGUGAUCAACACCAUGCGUGGCCGUGUUGACUUCAACAAGUUCUCGGUCAAUCUCGGUGGUCUGCGCUCCCAGCUUACGAACAUCCGUCGGUCGCGCCGUAUUAUCUUCUCGGCCUGUGGCACCAGUUUCCAUAGCUGCGUUGCGACCAAGUCGCUCUUUGCCGAGCUGACCGAUAUGGCCAUUUCGCUCGAGCUCUCCUCGACCUUCCUUGACGAGAGACUGCCUGUCUACAGAGACGACGUCUGCAUCUUUGUGUCGCAGUCGGGCGAAACCAAGGACACUCUCCUGGCGCUCCAGUACUGCAAAGAGCGCGGCGCUCUCUGCGUGGGAGUCACCAACACCGUUGGCUCGACCAUCUCGCGCGAGACUCACUGUGGUGUGCACAUCAAUGCCGGUCCCGAGAUCAGUGUCGCCAGCACCAAGGCGUACACCUCGCAGUACAUUGCCUUGACCCUGAUUGCGCUGCAGCUUUCGGAUGACAGCCACCAGAAGACCGCGCGCCGCAAGGAGAUCAUCGAGGGGCUCUAUUCCCUCUCAAACAACAUCAAGAAAGCCCUUGCCCAAGAGGAGACGAUCAAGAAGAUUGCGACCCAGCAGUUCAAGUCGGCCACGAGCCUCAUCCUGCUUGGCCGCGGCUACCAAGGUGCCACCUGCCUUGAGGGAGCGCUGAAGAUCAAGGAGGUCUGCUACAUCCACGCCGAAGGCAUUUUCGCUGGCGAGCUCAAGCACGGCCCCCUCGCGCUGAUCGACAACACGAUGCCCAUCAUUUUGGUCAUGAACAAGGACAGACACUACUCGGACGUCGAGAAUGCCUUCAAGCAAGUCACGGCUCGUGGCGGCAACCCCAUCGUCAUCUGCAACGAAGACGACGACAGUUCUCUCUUCCACAACAUGUCCACCAUCCGAGUCCCCCGCACCGUGGACGCCCUCCAAGGAAUCAUCAACAUCAUUCCCUUGCAGCUGCUGUCCUACCACUUGGCCACCCAGUACGGCUACAACCCGGACUCGCCUCGCAACCUCGCCAAGUCGGUCACAACCGCCUAAGCGGAUCUGCGGCGACGGGCGGCAUGUUUCCCGCCACGCCCCUCCCACGAACGAACCCGCUGAUAGCGAUUAUGUGCACAUCGUCUGUGAGGGGAAAGCUUUGGGUUGUGGAGAAGGGUGGGGAGACCAGUGGCUGGUAAUGGAGCGUGCUGAGAGGAUAGAAGUCCGAGACGGGGGGAAGUAUUUGCCAUACAGCAGCUUCUUCCGAGGAGAGUGGGGAGGGGAGAGACAUGACCAUGCCAGAGCUUCCGUACUUGUUGCUUUGCCAGUACGACUGAGUCCCCACCGAUCUUUGUCCUUGAUAAACCUCUUGCGGUGUUCCUUUGAUUUUGCCCGGCCCAACCUUGCACCAUUUAUGUGAUCACUUUACAUUCUUUGAUUCUCAAUAUAUGCUGGCGGGAGCUCAUAUUCA